AUGAAUCGGAAGCCUUCUUUGAGCGGUAUUACUCGAGAUGAUGCAGCUGCCUAUCCCCUUGCUCAUGAGUCCUCGACAAUCAGUCUUCAUCUGGCUCAUUCACGCCUGAGGCUUAUUCAUGUAAUGGCAAAUCUAGCAGAACACAAUCAGCGCCGUUUUUGUAUUGCUGCAUACCAGAACGCGUUGCAUGCCCGGCUCAAUGACCACGCUCUUCGAUUCCUCAGUCAGCGGGAUACUGAUGUCAGACGACAUCUUCUACCCGGUUGUAGCAGGCUUAUGCACCUUGGCCCAUUAGAGGAUGAUCAUCUUUCGAUCAUGGAGUAA
Messenger RNA from Protopolystoma xenopodis, 324 nucleotides. The record is from the annotation of a GenBank genome assembly. NCBI's taxonomy places the organism in Eukaryota, Metazoa, Platyhelminthes, Monogenea, Polystomatidea, Polystomatidae.